AUGACUUCCUUCACAAUAAGUGCACCUUCGAUUCGGAUACUCGUGGCUCUCUGUAUAUGUUUGUCCGGCCUUUGGACAUCAAACAUCCUCAAUCACCCCAAAACAUUAGAGAGCGAUCUUUCGACCGUACUCUCCAAUCGAACCCUGACUCUCGAGCUUCCCGGCCAUGGCGAAAACAGCAUCGCUGCCGCAUAUAUACCAGGCUCUCUGAGUGAUGGUGGUCGCGAGUCGAUAUUCUGGUGCAGCUUGUUAGCUCUCGCUAGUGGUGGAGCCUACAUCUACGAUAGAAUUCGAGCUCACAUCUGGUCUCAACUAUCCGCCUUGAAUGAGGGUACUCAAGCGGUGCCCAAGGGCGAGAGACUUAGAUACUAUCUGAAUGGUGUGAGGAAUCUCAAGUUUACUGGAUGGAUUCAUUCGACCGGGGAUAAAGACUUCUUCAUGGCCUGCAUGCUAUCAGUUCUUGCAAUCAUUGGAGCCCUCUUUGCUACCAUCGAGUCUGGAUUACAAAACAUCACUAGCGAUACAGUCGUCAAAAAGGCGGAACAUUUCUUGUCUGACUCUGGGGCCGGGGGAAACUUAACAUUUGGAAGCUCUGCUGCCCACGGAAGCUACACUCUCGAGAGCUGGACCUGUCAACUUGUACCAUUGAUUCCAAUAUCAGCCGUUGAAACCUCAACUCGGGCGCGAGACGUUGUGAGCCAGUCUUGUCGUGACGCUCAUACCUCUCGCUAUAUCCUCCUCGCCAUGCUGCCUCUCACCAUUCUGAUGCUUUUCACCGCCUUGAAACCACACUGGUUCACCUUCACCUUGGGCAAGGAUGGAUCACGUCCCGAUUGGAUGGCAGUACCACUCGAAGAUAAUGAGAGUGAAGGGGAAGAUGAUCUCAUGGCGGGCUUCGGCGGCAACGCAAGAGAGCAAUGGUUGUUGGAAGAAGAAUAAGCUUCAAAUCGAACCUCUCAGCUCUUUACUGCACCUUGGUUACUCUAUCAGAAUGCAAGAUGAUUUUCGAAUGACCUGAAAGGUUCAGCGAAAGCCACUGGACCAUCCGCUCUCACUGGACAAUGCUUCCGAUUGUCAAAAACAUCUUGUAUCUUGACAGGGUGAUUCGCAG
Aureobasidium pullulans EXF-150 is the source of this 1111-nucleotide messenger RNA. RefSeq lists its product as uncharacterized. NCBI's taxonomy places the organism in Eukaryota, Fungi, Ascomycota, Dothideomycetes, Dothideales, Saccotheciaceae. Bases 1 to 939 code for a protein of 312 amino acids. The record is from RefSeq and is a predicted model, not a curated record. The transcript has a single exon.